AUGGCAAAUAUGCUAGACCUGGAAAAGGAUCACUUCGGUACCUUGAACUUCCUUGAACUUCCUAGCAGUGAUGUCCUUUGUGGUUCAGGGGCCAACACCCCGGUCCCAACCUCUGCCAAUGACGAUUUCCAAAUAGGUAGGUCGCUGCGGUGGUUGGAACGGCCGCGCGCUUCAUCCUUGCAAGAAAAAGAUGAAGUUGCAGCAGCAUUUGGUCGAGCAGCUCACCAGUUUGCUUGCUAUGAUGGAAAGAAAAGUGCCAAGGCAACUUUACUAGUCAAAGUAGGCUGUGACCUGAUCCUCCGUAUUCAGCUUUCUGCGCCUCGCUUCGUGCAGAAUAGGUGGUACGGUAGCGAACGAGUUCUGGAUCUGGUCAAGAGAAGCAAGUUUUAA
This is a messenger RNA of Pyricularia oryzae 70-15, 390 nucleotides long. RefSeq lists its product as uncharacterized. The transcript is spliced from 4 exons. The coding region runs from base 1 to 390 and encodes 129 amino acids. NCBI's taxonomy places the organism in Eukaryota, Fungi, Ascomycota, Sordariomycetes, Magnaporthales, Pyriculariaceae. The record is from RefSeq and is a predicted model, not a curated record.